Nicotiana tabacum (common tobacco) is the source of this 2011-nucleotide messenger RNA. NCBI's taxonomy places the organism in Eukaryota, Viridiplantae, Streptophyta, Magnoliopsida, Solanales, Solanaceae. The record is from RefSeq and is a predicted model, not a curated record.
GGACAAAAAUGGACCAACAAAAAAAGACCAUUUUUUUUUUAACCCUGCUCUAAAACCUUCCACAACCGUUCUACUCUUCUCCUCCUCCUCUUCUUCUUAUGGCCUUUAAGCCAUGCCUUCAAGCUUUUGGUGCAGAAUUUCCAAGUUUAUUUUCUUUUAACUUUCCUAGUUAAAAUACUUCUUUCCCACUUCAAGUUUUUCUAUUUUCUUCUGGUGAUUUUAGUUGGCCAGCAAGCUAAAAUUUGCCUCUUGUUGGACACCAGCUACUGCAGAUUGAAGCUGAAGAUUAUCUUUGGUUUGCCAUUUGGUAAAUCCAUGCUAAUCUCAUCUCAUGAUGAGAAAUAACUUUAGGACUUCAUUAACAGGAGGCAAAUUCGUCAUAAAUCACGUAUAGCAUCUAGGUAGACAGGUUGCAGGAUUAUCAGAUAAUUGAUUUCAUUAUCGUUUCCAAACUAAGGUUCUCAAGAGAUAGGAUAGAAUUGGGCUUCUAUGCGAGAAGACAGAGUGAUGAAACAGAAGGUGAUUUGUUCUCCUUUAUUGAGAGAUCUUAGAAGUAGUAAUACAAGCUAUAGCCAUGGUGUGUUGGAGCUUCAUGGAGAUAUUUAAUGUGCUUGCAGUUAGCUAAGAUGAAGACCACACAGGAUCUACAAAACACAACUGAGAAACAAUCUUCAAACCAGGCUUCUCAUGAGGCCCAAAGUGACCAGCAAAACAAUACAACGGAAACACCUGUAGCAGAUUCAGGUUCUGUUUCUGCAUCAGGCAAUGACAACCAGAAAGUUUCACGUGAAGAUAUUGAGCUAGUCCAAAACUUGAUCGAACGGUGCUUACAAUUGUAUAUGAAUAAGGAUGAAGUCGUUAAAACACUUCUUAACCGUGCAAGGAUAGAUCCUGGAUUUACAACACUUGUUUGGCAAAAAUUGGAAGAGGAAAAUGCAGAUUUCUUUCGGGCCUACUACAUUAGGCUUAAACUGAAGAAACAAAUCAUCUUGUUCAAUCAUUUGCUUGAGCAUCAAUAUCAUCUAAUGAAAUACCCUGUGCCACCUAAGGUUCCAUUGACUCCGAUGCAGAAUGGGAUAAAUACCAUGCCAGUCAACAACUUGCCCAUGGGAUACCCCGUCCUACAGCAACCUCCACUUCCAGCUGCAGGUCAACCUCAUUUUAAUUCUAUGGGCAUGUCCAGUUGCCAUGUGGUUAAUGGUGUGCCUGCGCCAAGCAACUAUCAUCCAAUGCGGAUGAAUUCUGGAAAUGAUAUGGUGGUAGAAACAAGUGUAUCUGAUGUGGCACCAGCUGUUCCGCCUAGCAAUGCCAUGUCAUCUAUGUCUGAUAUGCCUGUAAGCCCUGCAUCAGUGGCUUCAAGUGGCCACUUCCCCUUCACUGCUUCGGAGAUUUCAGGGAUGGGAAUUGACACAUCAGCCCUCGACACUUCAUUCCCAUCUGAUGUAGCAAGUUCAGUAGGAUUGCAACUUCCGCCAGAUAAUGGGGUUGGUAAUUCUAGAGAUAUGCUGAGAUCCUUUGAUCAGAUUCCUUGGAAUUUCAGUCUUUCAGAUCUAACUGCAGACUUGUCAAACUUAGGAGAUCUAGGAUCUCUAGGAAACUAUCCUGGUUCCCCUUUUUUGCCUUCCGAUUCAGAUAUUCUGCUUGAUUCUCCAGAACAAGAAGAUAUAGUUGAGGAAUUCUUCGUUGAUGCCGCCCCAGGUCCCCAAUCAGAUGAAGAGAAGUCCUAGUUUAAAUUGAGAUGUACGCGUAGUUUGGUGCAAAAUGAUGGUAAAAGGAGAAUAUUGAUUUACCCGUCUUUGGUAUGUCAGUGUAGUUAUUAACCUAACUUUUCGGGUUCUACCAUUUUUUAUUCCAGUACAUUUUCAAUAUAUCUAAGCUUUGAGUUAUCAUAGUCGGAUCUUUCUUUCAUUACUAGAACCAGGUCAGGAUAUGUUAAUUUCAUUCCUUUUGGAUGUAUGAUCGUAUGAAAUAAGUUCACUACUGUCAAAAUGGUCUUUCUUUCUAUUACGUA